UUUUGUGUUUCCUAACUGAGUUGUUGGCGAUCUUUAUCACCUUCCUUGACGAACUCGAGCGAAGACAACGCACAUCUCAUGGGUCCUUGUCUGUUCUGCGCAUUUUUCACGCGGACUGGUCGCCCUUCGCCUUCGUACUGUAGGCAUUGAUUCGUUCGCAUUGACAGAUCCCGCAAUUGGGUGACAAGCAUUUUUCCAUGUCGUGGCUGAAAGGUUGCAUGAGGUGCCCGUUUGUGUAGGGUUCUUGUCAAAGGGGCGACUCACGAAACUUGCCUCUUCUUUCUGUGGCGACUCUUCGAGAGACCGUCGUCUUUUCGUCUUCUUUUCCAUGCUCACCUUGCUCUCCACUAAUCUUCAACAUGCCUGCGUCGUAGUACUCCGCCUCGGUCCCUCGUCCAGCUUCAGCUUCUUCAUUGCACCCUCUGUUUCUUCUCACAGUAGCGAGAGCUUCACCCCCACCUCGAAAUUUAGUUGUACGCCUGGGUGCUGUGGAAGGUAGAGCACCAGUCAGGGAGAGGCGGUGUGCUUGCUCCCCCGUCAUGGGCACAUCCUUUUGAUCUCUGUCAGUUUUUUAAGAUUGGACUAAUUUGAUUUUGAAAGUAUAAGUCCCGCUCUUGGCAAUAGUGCAGACCUGUGGCUUUUAUGACGUUGAGCCUCUAUGAACUCUUUACAGCUUUUGAUACUUGAGUUUUCGAUUUUAUCUCCUUGUCUAUGGUGGAUGGGUCGAUCCAUUUGUAGAAAUCAUGGAGUAGGGUGCUCGUUUGAUAGUUUGUUUUUUUGGCAUUUGGCGUUCUAAACUUGUUGAGCUUGUGCCGUUACGUUGGUAUUUAGGAUAUAUGCUUAGGGUUAGGAUAAUCAUCAAACUUUGUGAGAUUAUAUUGGAUUUCUGUGGAAAGUCUUUCAUGAGCAUGGCGCACAAGAUUGGAAUACUUCGGUUUCAUUCGAGUGCCGUAUCUAUGGUGUCUGUGCCUAAUCUUUGGAACAUUCAUAGCGGGCAAGUCCAGAGAUGUCCAAGGAAGGAAGUGGCGCUCGUAGUCAGCUCGAUGACCUCAAAGCAAAACUUCUGGCGAAAGAGCUGGAAAUUAUUACACAGAAGGACCAGAUGCUGCGUAUUCAGGAGAGAUCGCAUCAGAUUGAGCUUCACAUUAGUAAACUUUCCGAUAAAUCGAGAGAAAAAAUUGCGAGCUUAGAAGACAUUAUCAGCUUGAUCAACGGUGAAGCUAAAGUUAAGGAUAAGAAAACUUUAGAUCUGGAGGCAGAAAUGGUAAAACUGAAAGAAGAUUCGGACACUACCAUCAAGGAAAUGGCGAAGCAUUUGGAAGACACCACAACCGCUAUGGAGUUCAAGUAUGAAAGCACUAAGUUGGAGCUUGAAACAGCCCAAAUUAGGUUGAGGGAGCUACACGAAUUCAGCCAAAAGAAGGCAAUUCUUGAAAAAGAACUCCAAGACACGCGAUAUGCACUGUUAAAAGAGCGUGAGAAAUGUAUCGAGCAAGUGGGAGAGGCUGAGAGAGCUUCGUAUGCAGCGCAAGAGAAGAUGCGUAGGGCAAUGGAAACCAUAGUUGCAGAAACUGAAGCGAGGAUGACCGCAAACAUGGAAAUGCGGCUUAACUUUAAAACCAAGAAGAUUAUCAUUGAAAAUGAAGGAUUGAAGGCCGAGGUACAAUACCACACUCGAGCAACAAUGAAACUUUACAAGGAGAACCAGCGGCUGAUUGAGGAAAACCAUGAACGAACCCGCGAUAUCGAUCUCUUACAAGAGAUCCAGGCGGAAUUGGAACUUAAGAUCCAUGCGUACCAGAAAACAUUACGGAUCCUUUUGCACAAGCUUCGAGAAAACGAGAAGCAGAUGACGAGUACACAGGCAAAGGUGUUGCCAAAUAUGACCAAGGAGCAACGAGGGUACGAGGAGGACUUUCAAGAGCUGCUCCUACGCGCUGAACGUCUCAAAGAUGUGAAGAUCAGUAACGUUGGUUCAAAACUUGUCCAUUCUCGAAAGGCAGUUCGUCCACACAGUACAAAAUCCCAGGAACUUACCCAAGAUAGUGCAAUCGAGUUUCUGUAUGCUUGUCUGGAAGAUAUGGAGUUGGAGACAUUCACAAAACUGGCAACAGAAAGUGCCUCGUCAAGUGAAGCUGUUCCAUCUACACUGCCGCUUGAUCAACUCAACAUGAAACAACGCCUUAAACUUCUCCAGAGUUUGUUAAAGAAGGCCAGCACAGUCCGGCUGAUGACGCAGAGCCUUGCAAAUGCAGCAUCCGACAAGGGUUCAACACAGCGUCUACCAUAUUCGCCAGCCAUCAAUAAUUCCGGUGAAAACAUAGUGUUUGACGUGCAAGAUCUAUUAGAGAUGCCUGUUCAACAGAUCAUAUUGGGCGAUAGAGGGAAGUGAUCUUUUGUAAAGGGAAAGAAUCAACAUCUUGAAGUAAUUUGUGCAAAGGUUUGAAAGGCGCUGCUUUCACUUGUCUAUCUAAAGCUUUUUUUAGGCUUGAGGCAUUGUGCGAUGACUUACAUCAGUUCUUAACUUAUAACUUCUGCUAAUUCAAAUUAACCCCUCCCCCACUCUGUCAGCGAUUAACGUGAAAAGAAUUCGGCCUUUCACCGUUAUAGAGAUCACCCUCACGUGUACUUACUUCCCUAUGACAGGCCCACCGUGGCCAUCAUCUCUUCUUUACCCUUUUUUCAUUUCAGAACUAUUUCUUGCGCGAAGUAGAAAAUAUGUUUAAGUUUUUGAAACAUUCAGUAAGUGUUCAUAAGUUCAGAGCUGCUUUUAGUCGUAAAAACUUUUCAGCACACUGCAGUUUCUUCAACCUCUCAAAUGUGCUUUGCACUAGUUGUUGACUGAUCUAAGUAGGAAAAGGGGGAGUUUGCCCCGUGUGAGUUAAAAAAGUGGCUGCUGUGACUGUCAAAAUAUGCAACCUGUUCGUUCCAUCUGCUGCGUCACGCGUUGGUUGUGGGGGAGAAGGGAUGCAGAAGUCUCAUUCAACCCAUCGACAGUGGUGAAUUUGUUGCCGAGAUUUGACCUGGUUUAUGGUGAUGCAGUGCUAGUGUUGACCCAAAAAAAUAUAAAAUAAAAUAAAGAAUGAUGAGGAA
Molecule: messenger RNA, 3093 nt
Organism: Physcomitrium patens
Lineage: Eukaryota; Viridiplantae; Streptophyta; Bryopsida; Funariales; Funariaceae
Cellular component (GO): ciliary basal body; cilium
Molecular function (GO): microtubule binding
Source: RefSeq, a predicted model, not a curated record